UGCCCUUUGGGUAUGUUCGCCUUGGUUUUUAGAUGCUCUUUAUGUGCCGUUCUCAUCCCUUCUGGCCUAGGCAUCUCAUUUGUUCAGCAGGGCGGGGUUGAAAACCGAAUCCCCCUCCAUUCUCCCUUUCCCUUUCUUCCUCUACCCCUCCGUUGGUUUCUCAUGGCGGUGGCUUGUUUUGGGGUGCUAUGGGAACCCCUGGGUUUUUGUUUCUGCCUCUCAUUUUAGGCCUCAUCUCCUGUGUAAACAGUUACCAUUGUGGCUUGUGCGUCUGUGCAUGUCCCCCCUCCUUUCCUCCGUAUCCAGCGCAGCAGAAUCGCCGGGGCAGCCAUAUUGAGAUGAUGUGCUGACAGUCCUCCAGGAGCUUAGCCAGGGAUGGGGCCGAAGGGCGAAAAAGAAUGAUCCGGAAUUGGUAGCGGAGUCCAGUCGCUUCCUGGAAUCCCUUUUAUCUUAAUUGCCGUGGCUUGUUAAUGUUUUCAUGGAAAGGUGUCUUUGUAGUCCAUUUUCUUCUCGGGUGGAGCAUUGGAUGUGAGAAUUCCAGACGAGGAAAGACAACACUGUGGAAGUCUCUGGUACCUAAUUUCUGGAGUACGCGCAAGAGGCCGCCAAAAUGUCAGGUGCUUCUGUCAAGGUGGCCGUCCGGGUCCGACCCUUCAACUCCCGAGAGACCAGCAAAGAGUCGAAAUGCAUCAUCCAAAUGCAAGGCAACUCAACCAGUAUUCUCAACCCAAAGAACCCCAAGGAACCGCCCAAAUCCUUCAGCUUUGACUACUCCUAUUGGUCCCAUACCUCGUCCGAAGACCCUUGCUUUGCAUCCCAGAGUCGUGUGUACAAUGAUAUUGGGAAGGAGAUGUUGCUGCAUGCCUUUGAGGGCUACAAUGUCUGUAUCUUCGCUUAUGGCCAAACGGGAGCUGGAAAAUCCUAUACUAUGAUGGGGAAGCAGGAGGAGAACCAGGCCGGGAUCAUCCCACAGCUCUGCGAAGAGCUGUUUGAGAAGAUCAAUGAUAACAGCAAUGAGGAAAUGUCUUACUCAGUGGAGGUCAGUUAUAUGGAAAUCUAUUGUGAGAGAGUCCGAGACUUGCUGAAUCCCAAGAACAAGGGGAACUUGCGUGUCCGGGAGCACCCUUUGCUCGGGCCCUAUGUGGAAGAUCUCUCCAAACUUGCCGUCACUUCUUACACUGACAUUGCAGAUCUCAUGGAUGCUGGGAACAAGGCCAGAACGGUGGCAGCUACCAACAUGAAUGAAACCAGCAGCCGUUCCCAUGCUGUGUUCACGAUUGUGUUCACCCAGAAGAAACACGAUGCUGAGACUGACCUUUCCACUGAGAAGGUCAGCAAGAUCAGCCUUGUGGAUCUUGCCGGGAGCGAGAGGGCAGACUCUACUGGUGCCAAAGGGACUCGGUUAAAGGAGGGAGCAAAUAUCAACAAGUCUCUCACUACUCUGGGGAAAGUCAUUUCAGCCUUGGCAGAAGUGGAUAAUUGCACCAGCAAGAGUAAGAAGAAGAAGAAGACUGACUUUAUUCCUUACAGGGAUUCUGUACUGACCUGGCUACUUCGGGAAAACCUAGGUGGCAAUUCAAGAACUGCAAUGGUGGCUGCUUUGAGUCCAGCAGACAUAAACUAUGAUGAAACUUUAAGCACUUUAAGAUACGCUGAUCGAGCAAAACAGAUCAAAUGCAAUGCAGUUAUCAAUGAGGAUCCCAAUGCCAAACUGGUGCGGGAGCUGAAGGAGGAAGUAACACGACUCAAGGACCUUCUCCGCGCCCAAGGGCUUGGCGAUAUUAUUGACAUUGAUCCGUUGGAAGAUUUCUCUGGAAGUGGAGGCAAAUAUCUGAAAGAUUUUCAGAACAAUAAGCACAGAUACUUGCUAGCUUCAGAGAAUCAACGUCCUGGCCAUUUUUCCACAGCAUCCAUGGGUUCCCUCACCGCAUCCCCAUCUUCCUGCUCUCUCAAUAGUCACGUGGGCUUAACAUCAGUCUCCAGCAUCCAAGAACGGAUCAUGUCUACUCCAGGAGGAGAGGAAGCCAUUGAACGUUUGAAGGAAUCUGAGAAAAUCAUUGCGGAGCUGAACGAGACAUGGGAGGAGAAACUGAGGAAGACGGAGGCUAUUCGGAUGGAGAGAGAAGCUUUGCUGGCCGAGAUGGGAGUAGCCAUAAGAGAAGACGGAGGAACCUUAGGCGUGUUCUCACCUAAAAAGACCCCUCAUCUUGUAAACCUCAAUGAAGACCCCCUCAUGUCGGAGUGCCUACUUUACUAUAUCAAAGAUGGUAUAACCAGGGUAGGCCAGGCUGACGCAGAACGGCGUCAAGACAUCGUGCUGAGUGGCGCUCACAUCAAAGAAGAGCACUGUAUAUUCCGAAGUGAGAGGAACCACAGUGGCGAUGUUAUCGUUACGCUGGAACCUUGUGAACGAUCAGAAACCUAUGUCAAUGGCAAGAGGGUGGUGCAGCCAGUUCAGCUACGCUCAGGAAAUCGUAUUAUUAUGGGAAAGAACCACGUGUUCCGUUUCAACCACCCUGAGCAAGCGCGGGCUGAAAGGGAGAAGACUCCGUCUGCAGAGACUCCAUCGGAACCAGUCGACUGGACUUUUGCUCAGAGAGAAUUGUUAGAGAAACAAGGCAUUGAUAUGAAGCAAGAAAUGGAAAAAAGACUUCAAGAAAUGGAGAUUCUGUACAAGAAGGAGAAGGAAGAAGCAGAUCUCUUACUAGAGCAACAGAGACUAGACUAUGAGAGCAAACUCCAGGCCUUACAGAAGCAGGUGGAGACUCGGUCCUUGGCUGCCGAGACCACAGAGGAGGAGGAGGAAGAAGAGGAAGAGGUGCCCUGGACUCAGCAUGAGUAUGAACUUGCCCAGUGGGCUUUCCGGAAAUGGAAGUUUCAUCAGUUCACUUCCUUACGAGAUCAACUAUGGGGCAAUGCGGUCUACCUGAAAGAAGGCAAUGCAAUCAGCGUGGAGCUGAAAAAAAAGGUACAGUUCCAGUUCGUCCUGCUGACCGACACGCUGUACUCUCCGUUGCCUCCGGAACUCUUGCCGCCUGAGACGGAGAAGACCCGGAAUGACUGCCGACCUUUCCCUCGGACAGUGGUGGCUGUGGAAGUCCAGGAUAUGAAGAAUGGAGCAACUCAUUACUGGUCUCUGGAGAAGCUCAAACAGAGGCUGGAGUUGAUGCGGGAGAUGUACGACCGCGCAGGAGAAAUGGCCUCCAAUGCGCAGGAGGAGGGCGAGAGCACCAUGACAGGCAGUGACCCAUUCUAUGAUCGUUUCCAUUGGUUCAAGCUAGUUGGGAGUGUUCCGUUAACCGAUAUAUCUAGCUCCCCCAUUUUCCACGGCUGUGUGAAUGAACGCCUGGCAGACCGCACGCCGUCCCCCACUUUCUCCACGGCCGAUUCCGACAUCACCGAACUCGCCGAUGAGCAGCAGGAUGAGAUGGAGGACUUUGACGACGAGGCCUUUGUGGACGAUACUAGCUCCGACGCUGGGACUGAGGAGGGAUCGGACCUCUUCAAUGAUGGGCACGACCCGUUUUACGACCGGUCCCCUUGGUUCAUUUUAGUGGGAAGGGCAUUUGUGUACUUGAGCAAUCUCCUCUAUCCAGUGCCGCUCAUCCACAGAGUAGCUGUGGUCAGCGAGAAGGGGGAAGUGCGCGGAUUUCUCCGUGUGGCUGUCCAAGCUAUAGCUGCUGAUGAAGAAGCCCCUGACUAUGGAUCUGGUGUUCGGCAGUCUGGAACGGCUAAGAUCUCUUUCGAUAAUGAAUAUUUUAAUAAGAGCGAUUUCUCAGCAGUUGCAAUGACCCGUUCUGGAUUGUCCUUGGAGGAACUGCGAAUUGUGGAAGGGCAGGGACAGAGUUCAGAGGUCAUCACACCUCCUGAAGAAAUCAAUAGAAUAAAUGACCUCGACCUGAAGUCUACCACUUUGCUGGAUGGCAAGAUGGCCAUGGAAGGCUUUACCGAAGAGGUUGGUGAUCAUCUGAAGUUGGGUAGUGUAUUUACUUUCCGUGUGACAGUGCUGCAAGCCAGUGGGAUCCUCCCGGAAUAUGCGGAUAUCUUCUGCCAGUUCAACUUUCUGCAUAGACACGACGAAGCCUUUUCUACUGAGCCUCUCAAAAACAACGGCCGUGGAACUCCUCUGGGUUUCUAUCAUGUCCAGAAUAUUUCCGUGGAAGUGACAGAAUCUUUUGUGGAAUAUAUUAAGACGAAGCCUAUAGUAUUUGAAGUCUUUGGACACUAUCAGCAACAUCCACUCCAUCUGCAGGGACAGGAUCUUAUCAGCCCUCCACAGCCUUCCCGGCGAUACUUUCCUCCUCCUAUGCCACUCUCAAAACCAGUCCCAGCUACCAAGCUUAAUACAGUGAAUAAGCCCAGCUUGGGACAGAGUGUGACCAAAUACGAUCUCCUUGUCUGGUUUGAGAUCAGCGAGUUGGAGCCAACUGGAGAAUACAUUCCUGCUAUUGUUGACCACACAAGUGGAUUGCCUUGCCAAGGAACAUUCCUGCUUCACCAGGGAAUACAACGUAGGAUCACUGUCACAAUUAUCCAUGAGAAAGGAAAUGAGCUGCACUGGAAAGAUGUGAGGGAGCUAGUGGUUGGGCGCAUCAGAAACAAAGCGGAAGUGGAUGAUGGCGCAGUGGAUGCAAUCUUAUCUCUGAAUAUUAUCUCUGCAAAAUAUCUGAGAAUUUCACACAGCUCUAACAGAACUUUCUACCGCUUUGAGGCUGUCUGGGACAGCUCCCUCCACAACUCCCUUCUCCUGAACCGGGUGACCCCCUAUGGAGAGAAGAUCUACAUGACACUUUCAGCUUACCUUGAGCUGGACCACUGCAUCCAGCCGGCAGUCAUUACCAAGGACAUCUGCAUGGUCUUCUAUUCACGAGAUGCUAAGAUCUCUCCCCCUCGCUCAUUGCGCAGCCUCUUUGGCAGCGGUUAUUCCAAAUCCCCAGAUUCAAAUCGUGUAACUGGUAUCUAUGAGCUGAGCUUGUGCAAAGUGGCAGAUACGGGGAGCCCAGGGAUGCAGAGGAGGAGGAGGAAAGUCUUGGACACUUCCGUGGCCUACGUCCGGGGAGAAGAGAAUCUGGCAGGCUGGAGGCCCCGAGGGGACAGCCUCAUUCUGGAGCACCAGUGGGAAUUGGAGAAACUGGAGCUACUGCAUGAGGUUGAGAAGACUCGUCACUUCUUGCUGCUGCGUGAGAAGCUAGGGGACAGCAUCCCCAAGUCCUUGAGUGACUCGCUGUCCCCCAGCCUCAGCAGCGGGACCCUCAGUACCUCCACCAGCAUCUCCUCCCAGAUCUCGUCCACCACCUUUGAGAGUGCCAUCACGCCCAGCGAAAGCAGCGGGUAUGAUUCGACAGAUAUUGAGAGCCUGGUGGAUCGGGAGAAAGAGUUGGCCACCAAGUGCCUGCAGCUUCUUACUCACACGUUCAACCGUGAAUAUAACCAGGUCUACAACAGCAUCAGUGAUUGUAAGCUGUCCGAUAUCUCUCCACUUGGGCGAGACCCGUCAGUUUCAAGCUUCAGCAGCGCUACCCUCACGCCUUCCUCGACCUGUCCGUCGCUGGCUGAUUCAAGAUGCAACUCUGUGGAUCAGAAGACCCCCGAAGCAAAUUCCCGUGCCUCCAGUCCUGGUCCAGAAGGGGAACCAUUCCCAAUGAUGCCACCUGUUGAAGCUUCUUACCUGGCUAGAGCAGGCAAAAAUGAGUUCCUGAACCUUGUUCCUGACAUUGAGGAAAUCCGACCUGGCUCUGUGGUCUCCAAGAAAGGAUAUUUGCACUUCAAGGAGCCCCUUUCUCCAUCAUGGGCUAAGCACUUUGUGGUGGUCCGCCGCCCCUACGUUUUCAUCUACAACAGCGACAAGGACCCUGUGGAAAGAGGGAUCAUCAACCUCUCCACGGCUCAGGUGGAGUACAGCGAGGAUCAGCAGGCCAUGGUGAAGACACCCAACACCUUUGCCGUGUGCACGAGACACCGUGGCGUCCUCCUCCAAGCCAUCAAUGACAAAGACAUGAAUGACUGGCUAUACGCUUUCAACCCACUUCUCGCCGGCACGAUACGGUCCAAACUUGCCCGAAGGCGCUCGGGACAGCUGAAGUACUGAGUCCACGAGGGGGUUCUCAUCCCGAUCCACCUUGCCCCCCUCUAACACGCCUUCUGAUAUAGAUAAAGCGUUACCUCUCAUUUCUCUGUGAUUCUUGAAUCUCUCUCUUUUCUUGUAUGUAAUCCUGUGGCUCAUCUUUCCUUGCCCCCCUCCGCCCACGCCCUCCUCUUCAGCACUUAAUCCAAUUGUUCUAACCUUCUUCUCUUUCUGCCUCUCCACUUUAUCAGUCUGAGGAUGGUUUCCAUUUUUACCUGUGCUGAAAAUACUAUUACUAGCAUGUGGCCAAAUGGAAGGAAGAAACAAUAGGGAAAAAAGGGGUAGGGGGUGGGGGUUCCAAUUUAUGCGCACGACUUUUCGAAAAGAAGGGAAACCAUUUUGAUUUUGUUUCUUGGGGCACUUGGGUCCUCAUCCAGUCGCCUUCGUCUGCACUGUUCAAUGUGAUGUCUUUUGUCUCUGGACUCUUCCUUUUUUGGUUUUUCACUCAGCUUGGUGUGAUCUGGAAAAAACCUGAUUGCUGCUCUCAAGGCAAAGUUUCUUGCGCUCUUUGUAUCCAGUGUAGGUUUGACCAAGCUUCCUUGCAUCUUCCUUUGUACAGUGGAGCUGCCAGUGAAUUUGGCUUGUGUCAUGUUGGCUUUCAACCAGUUACAUUUUAGGCUGCAUCUCUGUUUUAGGCUGCUGGAGUUGCCUUGAGGGAUUUGACAAUUUCACAGCCGUCAGCCCUGGGGCAUUUGCUGCCAUUGGUGUCACUUGAAGAGAUGUAGCCCAUUCUGGACUCGGCACCCUGCAGGCAUUAUCCAGAUGCAAUCCUUGCAGUUUAAGCAGAGGAUCCUUCUGCGCUGAAUCCACAUAGACAAGCAAGUUCCUUUGUGUGUUCUCAUGUUGCUUAAUGCAGCAGCUGGGGCUGAAAUUGUUCCUCUGAAGUAUCUGUUGCCAGGCACAGUUUUGAGAUCCAGACAGAGGUGGAGGACCCCAAAUGAAGUCUCAGUUUCAUUCCUUUUCUGGAAGUAAGCAGCAGACGAGUGAAGGGAAGAAAGCAGAGCCUGGCUUUCAACUAUGUUUGAGAGGCCUGUAACACCUCAAGAAGGUGCAGACAGCCAGUUGUGUAACAGAUUUCUGAAAGUCCUCCACACACUGCCCUCCAUUUUUUCGGUUGGAGCUACUCAGGACAAGGGUGUCUUUGGAGCUCAGGGAAGGAAUGCCAAGAAGUUGAGAUUCACAGUGGUUGUAAUCCUAUUGAGGGAUUAGGGUUUUUUUGGCCAAAAUCAUGUCCGUUAGAAGAGUUUCCCCAUAAUAUUUUGGAGAGUUUAACAUAAAUACACAUAAUGGUGGGGAGUUAAUCCUCAUCACUUCUCCUCUUUGCCUUUCCCUUGGCUUAGGAUGCUUUGUAAGCAAUUGACACUUACUCAGAAAUCGUCUUUUUAGAAAUGCUGCUCCAAAACCACCUAGGCUUUAAAGCUAAACCAAGAAGAGCCGGAAAACUGUUUGAAUCUCUUUUGUUGUCUUUUGUUUUGAAACAGAAUGGAGCUACCUAUCCCUUCUCCCCUCUCCAUUGUGGAAAAGAGCAUUUCAUAUGUGCCCAUGCAGAUUAGGCAUUUGUCUCUUUUCAGUCCUUUGUGCGUCUUGAGUAGGAGAGAAGCUUUUAAGAUGUAGGCACAACUCUUUGAGACUCUUAUGGUUCUCCCUACCCAGGGAUUGCAAAUAUAGUGCAGCAGGCUGUGCUUCUGCAGGCAUGAAACCGCUAAUUUCACCUAGAUGUCUUGUUGUUGCCCAUGUUGUGCCAGCUUUCCUUUACCCAACGCCCUUGCUCUAGCUGUCUCUUAGGCCUAGUUUGUAGAAACACUGGCUGAAGUGAUGAUAAUGAUAACAGUAAACUAGCAUUUGGGGUGUACAACAUCCAGAUUGUAAGUUAGGCUACUGGAUGAAUGGGUGCUCAUUCCAUAGAAAAAAGAUUUCUCCAAACAUGGGAAGACCAGAGUUUUACCCCUUUCCCCUGAGGUGCUAGGUUUCAAAAUGCAGGGAAAUAUGUUAUAUGAAAAGCAUACCUGAGGUGUGGGAUGCCACAGGUUGACCUCAUCUUCAUCUUGCUGUCCAAACUGGGCCUUAACCAAAUGCUUUUUCAACCUCUGCUCUAAGUUUCUCUCAUCUGUGAAGUGAAUUCAUGUUCUAGUCUACUUUUUCUUCUGAGGGGCCAUCUUUUUCCUUUCCCUUCACCCUGUCAAACCUACUUUGACUUUUGUGGCUCACUUUGAGUGUGGAAAAAGCUUUGGUCAUUUGGGGAGAGCAUUUUCAGCCUCAGGUUCCUGUAUCCAGAGACGAUUGCACAUGUCUCUCCAUCCAUCACCUUCGGGGACAUCUCAGAUGCUUCGGCUCAGAAAGUGAACUUCUGUUCAAACUACUCAUCAUCUCCUAUCAGAGAACUCAUUGGCUUGAGGUCCUGAGUUGACAACAAAACGGCAACCUCGCUGCAUUUUUGGGAAAUGAUAUUUCAACUUCUACAGGGAAGAAAUAAGGACCUUGCAAAUGGGACAGGAUGGUGUGACUAUCUUUAACAUGCCCAUCUUACCUUUAAAAACCUAACAGGUAUCUAGGUUGUAACACUUCUUGACACUUUCUGUGGGUCUUUUGUGUGGGGUCCCAAAUCAUGAAACAGGACACGGUUGUGCAUGUAUUUUUUGUUUGAAUGUUCAUUGUGUUUGUCUGAUUGUGUACAUCUCAGCACGGUGCUUCAUGUUUCUUUUGUUAUCCAAUGGACACACUCUGCACUGCCGGCGUGUUUGUGCACAAACCGAGGCUGCUGGUUCAGAAGUUAAGUGGAUUUUGCGACGGAUUUGAAUGAUGGAUUUAAGAUUUUGCGCAGAGCUCUAAGUCACUGCAGCUGCCACCUUUGGAUGACAGCAGAGGUGGGCAAUCUGUGAAACCAGAGAACCCUGGAGGAGGUCUUCUGAUGAGGACUGUGGGCACACUAAGAUAAAACUGUCUAUGUGUUGUUUGUGUUUUUGUUUCUUAAAAAUGUGGCACACAACUCGUCUGCAAAGUUUUUGCUUUGGAAAGCUCACUGCCCAGGAGUGGACUAUAAAUACAGGAGUUAUGUAUAAGCAUUAAGGGUCUCUUCUUAAGUCCGUGGGCCAAGAACAUUAAGGUAUACUCAGAGCCGGGAAUUAAUGGCAGUGUGUUGCGUAAAGGUCACCGGUUUCAUGUCACCUUGGAUUGGUUUGUUUGUGGAGCUCGGAUCAGAGGGAGGAGGACAAGUGUCUGCUCUGAGCCGUUGCUUCCUUUGCUGUUUCUGGAGCUGGUGGCUUUAGAAACAGUUUUAAAAGCGAUGCAGUGUGAAUUCCUUUUUCAUAAUCUGUUCCUGAGCUGGAUUUCCUUUGUUGCCCAUUCCAGCAUGGCUACGCUUCGGCCAAAUAUCUCUCUGCUAACCCUUCCCUUGCCAAAAGCGAGUAGGGAAUACUCACCUACCACAUCUCAGUCUGAAGCAUUCUGCGAUUCCAACCAAAGGACCGAGAAUCUGCUCUCUCUUUCUGAAAACCCAACAAAGGGUGGCUGGUUUGGCUGGACGUAGCUCUCCUAGAGUCAGCCAGCUCUUAGGAGACCAGCCUGCCGCCACCGCCAUGCCCUGGGCCAGCCAACCCAUGGAGCAUGGGUCGCAAGCAUGAAGGAUGAUUGGAGACUGGCAUUGUUCCCUCUCCUGGGUUGGAAUUGCAGCUUAUCUGAGUCGAGAGGACUUUUCAAAGACCAGACAGAACCAAUAGCAUUGGCAAUGGGGAUGUGGUAGCUUAAUUUGCUGUUUUGAAUCUUUUAUUGUCCCCCCCCCCCCUCCCUUUUAAGGAAUGCACUUUAAUUCUUCUGGCCAGUGUUUCAAGUAAAGGGAAAAGGGGGGAAAGCAGUUGUUUCCCAGCAGGCUCCAAACCGGUGGGUAGCAAUAUUCAUUCCCCCCUUUAUCAGAUCUCCUGUGGCGUUCCAAAGCAAAGCUUUUCCUGUCUGCUGCUUUAUGACUUAACCAUUUACAGGGAAUAUUUAACUUUUUUUAAAGAACGAUGUCUAUUUAUGCAUUUGUAGUUUACUUGUACACUAAAGUUGGCUAUCUGUGGGGCUGAACGCAGCCCCUUUGGUUUAUGUGACCAAGGGUUAAUGCUUCCUCUGCCUAUGCAUCAAGUGGUACAUACGGUCCUCAGCGUAAGGGCCGGCUGGAUUGUGUUAUGUUGCUUUUUAAACAUUUUUUAUUUUAACCAGCUACUUUGAGAGACUGGGAAGGAAACUAAUGUUGCUGCUCUGAGUUUUGUUGAAUGUAUCCGAAACAGGACUUCACUUUAUGUUAGUAUCCGAUGACUCUUGUUGUGGCUAACUUUGAUCCUAACUCCAGGGUCCCAUCUGUAUUUCUUCUUUUUUUAUGUAUAUAUAUGGUAGGAAUGUAUCUAAUUUUGUGCUUCCUUGUUCAAACAGAAACGUUAGCCAUUGGCGGCGGGAGGAAACUGACUUUUUACUUUUGCUUUUUGGGGGGCGUCCAGGAGCCUCUUUGUGAAUGCCAAGUGCAGACAACCCAACUUGGUCCUAUAAUACUUGAAGCGCUCCAGCAAUGUCCGCUGGCAUUUGUUGAAGGCCAUACUCUUUGGUUUUGCAGGAAAGCACUUGUGUCUCUCUCUGGGCGUCCCAGAAAAGGCUGUCCUACUUUUCAGUAUUGCUGGCUCAGUGCCCUCAUCCAGAGAGGUCUAGAGCAACCACUAGAGGCUCAAGAGGGUUGCAUGGUUCCAGCACACUCAAAACAGUUGUUGUUGUUGUUUUCUCCUAUUUAUUAGUAACCUAAAUGCCACACGUUCUGCAUACAUCCCUUUUUGUUCGUCUGGAGUAAUUCACUGAUGUAUUUAAAAUCAGUUCCUUUUCUCACAUACAUACAUACAUACAUACAUACCCCUGCGCCAGAAAUGUACAAUAUAGAUGGCCUUUGGGAACAGACGCCACUCCUCCCUCCAAAACAAUAAUACUCUCAUCCCAGUGAAGGUAAAACACAUCUUUGACGAAUUGACCGAUCUGUUUUUUGUCUUUCCCCCACCCUCCUCCCUCCAUUUUGUAAAUAUAUCUGACGUUUGGAGCUUGGGUAUACAAAAUGUAAAUACAGUUCAUGUAUUUGUACUAAUUCUGAUCCAUUUUGCUGUAUAGCCUUUAGGUGUGCAAUGCAGAUAACUAUUAUCUAACUACUACGUGUAUGGUAACCUUGCACCACCGAACUGUUAGUGAACGAGGUGAACAAAAAAAAAAAGCCAACAGCAACAACAAUAAAGAUACAACCAGUGCAUUACCAAGUUGCACGCUCCA
Messenger RNA from Sceloporus undulatus (fence lizard), 11401 nucleotides. RefSeq names its product kinesin family member 1B (gene KIF1B). Gene Ontology annotation, biological process: microtubule-based movement. The transcript has 49 exons. Gene Ontology annotation, molecular function: ATP binding; microtubule motor activity; microtubule binding. NCBI's taxonomy places the organism in Eukaryota, Metazoa, Chordata, Lepidosauria, Squamata, Phrynosomatidae. Bases 611 to 6088 code for a protein of 1825 amino acids. The record is from RefSeq and is a predicted model, not a curated record.